GUCAAGCAGGCAUUAUGUUCACUCAUACAGCAAAACAUUGUGACCUUCUCUCAGUCACGAUCUGGUGCCAUUGAGUACAAAUCUCUCCCAGAUGCAGUCAUCAGCCGACUGAGGUAUCCCCGCUACAUUCAUUGUGCCAAGAUGUUGUUUGGUGAUGCUGCAGAGCUACUGAUCGAGGAGAUGCUGUUGCAGGGUCAGACAGACCUGAAUUCAGCUGUUGUCAAAGUGACUAACAAACUCAAUGAAUCACUGGUAGCAAGUGGAUCAGGGUUGGCAGAAAUUUCUCAAAACAUUGUCAAAGAUAAAGUGACAACACUUGUGAAGGCACGCCUUCUGCGUCGAUGUGAGAAUGUUCUCCGUGACAAAAAGGACCGGGUUGUGGCUAUCCAGUCAAAUACUGACCCUGAAGUGUUGUUUCAGCUGCCUUCAACUCAGGAAUUUGAAACAAAUGUAGGCUCUAAGCGCCAUUUGCCAUCAAGUUCAGAAGUUUCUGCCAAACGAGUGAAACUAGAGCCUGGCGUUGUUGUUGAAAGUCAGGUAACACCAGCAAAUCAGAACGAAGGACCUGGUCAAUGGUGUGUUAAUACACAUCAGUUCCAUCACCAUUUCCGUGAUCAAGCCAUUGUUGCUGCUGUAGCCAGACAUAUCGACCAGAAGGCAGCAGAGGUGGUCAGGACUAUGUUGAGACUAAGUGAGACCAGAACUGUACCAACAUCUUCAGAGAGUAUUCCUCUUUCUUUUACAGAGAUUUAUAGUGCUCUGCCAAAAGACAAACAAAUACAGAAGAAUACUUUGGACCAGUAUUUGAAAUGCCUGUCGGAAAAUUGUUCAAGUUUUAUGACAAAAAUCGGAGAAAGCGGUGGAGGAGUGUAUCAAAUAAAUUUCAUGAAAGCCAUGAAAGCAAUAUGUGUGUCACAGAUUGAAACAAUAGUUCUUGAAAGGUUUGGAUCAAAAGGUCUGCGUAUGUUUAGAGUACUGCUAGCAGACAAACAAGUGGAACAUAAACAGAUUGAUGAAAGAGCUAUGCUGCCUCCAAAAGAAGCCAAAGAGAUACUAUUUAAGAUGUUUGAUGAGAAUUUCAUAACCAUGACAGAGCUAUCAAAGACACCAGAUCAUGUGCCUGCCCGGACAUUUUACUUCUUUAAUGUCAAUUUGGUCCAGCUUUCAAGAAUGCUACUAGAAAAAUGCUGCAAGGCAGCAGCAAAUGUGAUGAUCAGAAGACAGAAGUGCAUCUCCGAUAACAAGCGUUUACUUGACAAACAAGACAGAGUAGAGGCCAUUAUAGCCAACCUUGUAGCAGAAGGAGCCACAGAACAGAAAGAGGAAAUUGAGCAAAUGGUCACACCCAGCGAGAGAGUACAGCUGCAAAAAGUGGGAGAGGCCACAAAAAUGUUGGAGCAAUCUGCAAUCCAGCUCGACAACACAAUAUUUAUCUUAGAAAGCUUCUUGAAUUACAUGGUGCAACCACCGCCUCCACCCAAAAAAUAA
Molecule: messenger RNA, 1488 nt
Organism: Candidula unifasciata
Lineage: Eukaryota; Metazoa; Mollusca; Gastropoda; Stylommatophora; Geomitridae
Source: the annotation of a GenBank genome assembly